CCGGGCUUGCAGAAUAUGUCACCGUGGAGCUGGAAUCUGGCCUAUAAUGCAAACUUUUCUGGCCAUUGACCGAAAUAUGUUCUUAGCAAGCCUAGCCUUCUCCCGGCAUUCAAGUGAAACAACCCACUUUCUGACAAUCCAGUCCCCGAUUCAGAGAAUAUUGAAACUCGGCCAUGAUUUGCGGAGGAAUGGGAACACCCACGCCUGCCACCCCUGAAAUUCAGGAGGUGUGCGAUAAAGUGAAGCCUCAUAUCGAGGAGAAAAUGGGCCAGAAGUUAGACACCUUUGAGGCCAAGUCUUUCACGUCGCAGGUAGUGGCUGGUUCCAACUACUUUGUCAAGAUCCAUGUGGGUGACGAUAAAUGCGUUCACGCUCGAAUUUUCAAGGAUCUUCAAAAGAAUAUCUCUCUCAGUGACGUUCAAAAAGACAAGUCUCAUGAAGAUGAGAUCGCUUACUUCUAAGCCUGGCAUUUCCGAUUCCCGAGCCAGCAUGGCGUCAUUGAACAUCGAAGCAUUGAAAUACAAUAAUGUCCGUCUUUA
Tigriopus californicus is the source of this 539-nucleotide messenger RNA. RefSeq names its product cystatin-B-like. Lineage: Eukaryota; Metazoa; Arthropoda; Copepoda; Harpacticoida; Harpacticidae. Gene Ontology annotation, cellular component: cytosol. Gene Ontology annotation, molecular function: cysteine-type endopeptidase inhibitor activity. Bases 174 to 461 code for a protein of 95 amino acids. The record is from RefSeq and is a predicted model, not a curated record. The transcript has 3 exons.